AUGGGAAGUUGGAAAUCGAAACAGUUAGCCGGCAGGAAUUUAAGUGCGCAACUUGUGUGCUUUUUUUUCCAGGACCAACAAAAUCAUGAUGAAACUGGAGGAAAUCGAUGGAGUACAGCAUAUACAGAAACAUUUUACGAAGGAAUGCGACCAGAAGAUGUUCGUUAUAUCAUUCGUCGUGAACAGGAAUACAAACUUCCAAGUGGUCUGUCUAUUCUAUGUGCUAAAGAGUUUAGUCAAUUUGAAGGUGAAAGCGAAUACAAAAUGUCGUUCACUGCUCCGUCUGUGAACAAAGAAUUGCGGGUUUCCAGUAAAAUGCCUGAAUCUACACUUAAUCAAAGUGGUGAAAUGAUCUUACAGACUGGGUAUAAUGCUGUAAGUUUUUUCCUUCAUGCUUAUUUUCUAUAUUAG
This is a messenger RNA of Gongylonema pulchrum, 411 nucleotides long. The record is from the annotation of a GenBank genome assembly. Lineage: Eukaryota; Metazoa; Nematoda; Chromadorea; Rhabditida; Gongylonematidae.